CGGGGACUCCGGGCCCCAACGGCGGCCCAUGGGGCGGAAGGCGUGAGGCCGCGGCCUGCCCGGGGCUCGGGGGGUGGGGGGAGCGGGGCGGGGAGAUGGAUAAACUGACCAUCAUCUCAGGAUGUCUCUUUCUGGCCGCCGAUAUCUUCGCCAUCGCCAGCAUCGCCAACCCGGACUGGAUCAACACCGGGGAGUCCGCGGGAGCACUCACUGUGGGCCUCGUGCGACAGUGUCAGACAAUCCAUGGACGAGACCGGACGUGCAUCCCACCUCGGCUUCCCCCAGAGUGGGUCACCACACUGUUUUUUAUCAUCAUGGGAAUCAUUUCAUUGACUGUCACAUGUGGUUUGCUGGUGGCUUCCCACUGGCGGAGAGAAGCUACAAAAUAUGCCCGAUGGAUAGCAUUCACUGGAAUGAUCCUUUUCUGUAUGGCCGCCCUAAUAUUUCCGAUAGGAUUUUACAUCAAUGAAGUCGGAGGUCAACCUUAUAAAUUACCCAACAACACAGUAGUUGGGUCAUCAUAUGUACUUUUUGUCUUAUCAAUUUUCUUUACAAUAGUAGGACUUCUAUUUGCUGGCAAAGUUUGUUUACCAGGCUGAUGAAUGUCUAAACUGCUCAACUCUUCUAUUAUUUUUUAUUUUAUUUUAUUUUUUUAUUUUUGGAGGGGGGAGGACAAAGGCAAGGCGUCUAAGUAGUCCUCUCGUAGGAAGACGCUUAGAUGAAACUGAUGCUGAACAGGAAAAAAAAAAUGCUUUGAUUUGUUCUCACUAUGCACUUUGGAUUUAAAAACAAAACAAACAAACAAAAAA
Messenger RNA from Lontra canadensis (Northern American river otter), 809 nucleotides. It is a transcript of the gene MOSMO, whose product is annotated as modulator of smoothened. Bases 96 to 599 code for a protein of 167 amino acids. Gene Ontology annotation, cellular component: Golgi apparatus; ciliary membrane. Gene Ontology annotation, biological process: negative regulation of smoothened signaling pathway. The record is from RefSeq and is a predicted model, not a curated record. The transcript has 3 exons. NCBI's taxonomy places the organism in Eukaryota, Metazoa, Chordata, Mammalia, Carnivora, Mustelidae.